Vicia villosa (hairy vetch) is the source of this 2560-nucleotide messenger RNA. RefSeq lists its product as uncharacterized. Lineage: Eukaryota; Viridiplantae; Streptophyta; Magnoliopsida; Fabales; Fabaceae. Bases 114 to 1739 code for a protein of 541 amino acids. The transcript is spliced from 9 exons. The record is from RefSeq and is a predicted model, not a curated record. Gene Ontology annotation, molecular function: zinc ion binding.
CCUCUCACAAAAAUUAACUCUGCGCCAGGUUUCAAAUUUUCCCUCAUUUUCUCCCCUUUUUUUCGACAAAUUGCGGCCAAAAAUCACACAGGAAAAAAAAAACACCGCAAGCGAUGGUGGAUACCGGCGAUUUCGCCGGCACAAUCUGUUCGAUCUGCUACGAAUCUCUAAACCCCAUCACCGAAGAUCUCCAAUCAGUCACCAUCUGCGGCCACGUCUUUCACGAGCUCUGCUUGCAGCAAUGGUUCGAGUACUGUGCGACGUCAAAGAAACGCACUUGUCCUGUUUGCAAGCAAGGUUGUAAGGUGAAAGAUGCGUGUCGGCUUUAUUUUCAAUCGAUUGGAGAUGUGAAGGAAGGUGGUCUUACUCAGAAGCAGAGAGGGGUUGAGGAAGAUGCUGGUGUUUUGCGAAAGGAGGUUAAGAGAUUGGAGGGGAAAGUUUCGGGGCUUAGUACUGUGUUGGAGAAUCAAACUAAGGAAUUGGGUGAGCUUAAAGAUGAGCUUUCUACUUGCAAGGAGCAGAAAAUGAUAGAAAUAGCAUCAAAGAAUGAAGCCUUGAGGCAAAACGCAUCCAUACAAGCCCAGUUUCGUGUGAAAUCAACGGAGCUUGAGAAAUCAAAUUUAGAGCGUUUUAGAUUGCAAGAGAGAAAUAUGGCUUUGGCUAAAGAACUUGCAGCAUUGAAAUUAGUGUCUGAUUUGGACCUUGGUGAAGACGAGGUUUUGAAGCUUGCCACUUUGGGUAAUGGGGCCAACAGUAAAGAAACAGUAGACACUUUGAAACGAUCUCUUGUUUUGCGGAACAGGAGUUACAAAGAGUUAAUGGAAAAGUGUAAUCUUCUUGGAAGAGGCGAGGCUCGAUAUAGUAAAAAGCUUGAGAAGGCUAAAGAGAAGAUCAAUAAAAUGAAGGCAAGGGUACAAGAACUGGCGACAGCGAUGGAAGUAAAAGAGAAUGAAUAUUUGAAGCUACUAAAAGUUGCCAAGAAUAUUGAAAGUAAAACCAAUUCUAAUUCAGAUGUAUUGAUGGCUAACAAGUUUUCUUCAAAAGAGCAGACAAAACAAAGUUCAACACCCAAGUCUGGAAUGGAUCUGAAUAAGGACGACAACAAUAAAUCUUUAAAAUCUUUGAAGAUAGAUAACUCCAAAGCUACAGAAAAUAAGGAUGUGGAUAAUGAUUGUAUCAUUAUCGAUGAAAAUGAAUACAAAGAUCAUAACAAGGCUGAUCUAGGAAAGCCAGAAACAGCACCUGUCUCAAAGACUAAAACAUCAUUGCAAGGAGUAUGUAAUUUGGACGAGCCUUCAAGAUUUGAUGUUGACAUAGAAAUGACUGACAUUACUGCUGAUAUUGCCACUAUGGAUGAGAAUGCGACAUUACAAGCCAAUGCUAAACAAGCUCAACCAAUAGUUAACAUUAGAAAGGAAACACCAUUGACAACUUCAAGUUCAGUGGACAUAUGCUUUUCUGGUGGAUUGCUUGGUCCUGAUGGAUCUCAACGAUUCUUGGGUAAAUGGUGCAAGCGUGGACAAAAUGGUGAAUCCACAAAAGGAAAUUUGAUAUCUGUAGGAGCUGAUGGUAGAGGUGGCACAGUCAAAGUUCUAAGGAAUCCAAGCCAAGCCUCCUUGGAUGGUAAGGAAAAUUCGGUAGCUUUAAAAAGGUUGAAGGUUGGACCUAAUAAAGCAAGUGGUAUGCAAUCCAGGGGGCGCCUGCAGAUUGAACACUUUUUUGGGAGAGUCAAUCAGUAAUUUCAUUGGUCUAUGUCUUUGGCCUUGUGAUGUCUUUGUUGCAUAGAGCAAAGGAAUGCAUCCAGUGUCAAGAAGGAAACCAAGUAGAAGAUUGUAUAUCAGUUUUUUGGUAUAGUGUUUGUCACAUUGGAUCCAAACCUUUUUUUUUGGGACAGUUUUCAUUAGUUUGGAUCAAAACAUUUUUUUUGGGACAGUUUUCAUUAGUUUGGAUCAAAACCUUUUUUUUGGGAGAGAGGAUGUUGAUCAAACUUGUUUCAAAACAGAGUGAACGAUUCCUUGGAUUCAGGAUAUGACCAAAUGGCAAAACUGGUUUUUGAUCUUUAACUUAAAAUCUGCAUGCAUUAAGGUUCUAUCUUCGACUAAAUUCUGGUUACCUUAAGGUAAAACACGUUGAUCCUAAAUAUGAUUUUAUUAGAUUAGAUGUCAUGUAAAUAAAAGGACACUACGCGAUGGAGUUCUUAGAUGUUUGUUUGUGUCUUCAUUGAGCCAUCCAGCGAACUCAUUUCUUUUAAUUCACGUAGGUUUAAACUUGAACUUUGCUAUGAUUACAUGCUGAUUAACAAUGGCCAACUAUCAUCUUUUGUUCAUGGCCAUCAUAGUUUACAAGUAGUAUUUUUUCUUUCCCUUGAAUCAGUGGUGGUGGUGGUUGGGCUGCAAUCUCUUCUGCUGGUUUAAGUUACUGUUUUUCAAUUUCUGUCUCCAAUCUUACCUCAUAUCUUUCUGUUUUCUUUAUAAAAUUACAUUUUGAUUUGUUCGUGCAAUCCUUUUUAUAUAUGCGUCAAAUAGAAAUUCAGCUUAGAGUUGACCUUACAUACAAGGUU